GCGUGCGGAGCUGGAGAAGUAGCAUCCGUAGAGUUCAGCUACUGCGAGGCUCUAACAGAAGAGGAAUGAUUGUGAAUAACCUCUCUCUGUGCUACCACAACAAACUAAUCUUAGCCCCUAUGGUUCGGGUAGGGACUCUGCCAAUGCGGCUGCUGGCCCUGGAUUAUGGAGCAGACAUUGUUUACUGUGAGGAGCUGAUUGACAUCAAGAUGCUUCAGUGCAAGAGAGUUGUCAAUGAGGUGCUCAGCACAGUGGACUUUGUUGCCCCCGAUGACCGAGUAGUCUUCCGCACCUGUGAAAGAGAACAGAGCAGGGUGGUCUUCCAGAUGGGGACUUCAGACGCAGAGAGAGCCCUUGCUGUGGCCAGGCUUGUAGAAAAUGAUGUGGCUGGUAUUGAUGUCAACAUGGGCUGUCCAAAAGAAUAUUCCACCAAGGGAGGAAUGGGAGCUGCUCUGUUAUCAGACCCUGACAAGAUCGAGAAGAUCCUCAGCACUCUUGUUAAAGGGACAUGCAGACCUGUGACCUGCAAAAUUCGCAUCCUGCCGUCGCUAGAAGACACCUUGAGCCUUGUGAAGCGGAUAGAGAGGACUGGCAUUGCUGCUAUCGCAGUUCAUGGGAGGAAGCGGGAGGAGCGGCCUCAGCACCCUGUCAGCUGUGAAGUCAUCAAAGCCAUUGCUGAAACCCUUUCCAUUCCUGUCAUAGCCAAUGGAGGAUCUCAUGACCACAUCCAACAGUAUUUGGACAUAGAGGACUUUCGACAAGCCACAGCAGCCUCUUCAGUGAUGGUGGCCCGAGCGGCCAUGUGGAACCCUUCUAUCUUCCUCAAGGAGGGUCUGCGGCCCCUGGAGGAGGUCAUGCAAACGUACAUCAGAUAUGCAGUGCAAUAUGACAACCACUACACGAACACCAAGUACUGCUUGUGCCAGAUGCUGCGAGAACAAUUGGAGUCGCCCCAGGGAAGGUUGCUCCAUGCCGCCCAGUCUUCCCAGGAAAUUUGUGAGGCCUUUGGCCUUGGUGCCUUCUAUGAGGAGACCACACGGGAACUGGAUGCCCGGCGAACAGAGCUUUUGACCAGGACUCCAGAGGAGGCCAGGGAACCAGCUCAAGAUGACUCUGGUGUCAUUAAGAUGGCUGUCAAGUUUGACCGGAGAGUAUACCCACGCCAGAUCACCCCUAAGAUGUGCCUGCUGGAGUGGUGCCGGAGGGAGAAGUUGGCACAGCCUGUGUAUGAAACGGUUCAACGCCCAGUAGAUCGCCUGUUCUGUUCUGUUGUCACUGUUGCUGAGCAAAAGUACCAGUCCACUUUGUGGGACAAGUCCAAGAAACUGGCGGAGCAGGCUGCAGCCAUCGUCUGUUUGCGGAGCCUGGGCCUCCCUGAGGGUCGGCUGGGUGAGGAGAGCCCCUCCUUGCACAAGCGCAAGUGGGAGUCCCCUCACCAAGACCCUGGGGAGCUGUGCAAGAAGCCCUUUGUGGCCUUGGGAAGCGGUAAAGAGAGCCCCCUGGGAGGCUGGUGACUAUUGUCCCUGCCCUCUUUACCUGGCCCACCUAUGGGCCUGGUCCUAAGGUGGCUGUGGGUGCCAGAGCAUGAACUGAAUGCCAUUGGACAAGUUGCUGAUGCUGCUUGGCAGGAGUUAGAGGUCCUGGCCUGGGCCAUCAGCCUGGAGCACUGGCCCAGGGGUGCCCAGGGUGAGACCCAUCUCCCUUGGUGGAUCCUAGUGGCAGGGCCAAGUUCCCAGUGACCUCAGUAUUUUCUUUGAAAACAGGAGCUUUUCAGGUGGCACCUCCCCAACCUGACAUUGGAACAGUGCAAUAAAGACAC
Cynocephalus volans (Philippine flying lemur) is the source of this 1819-nucleotide messenger RNA. RefSeq names its product dihydrouridine synthase 2 (gene DUS2). Gene Ontology annotation, cellular component: cytoplasm. The transcript is spliced from 16 exons. Gene Ontology annotation, molecular function: flavin adenine dinucleotide binding; tRNA binding; tRNA dihydrouridine synthase activity. The record is from RefSeq and is a predicted model, not a curated record. Gene Ontology annotation, biological process: tRNA dihydrouridine synthesis. NCBI's taxonomy places the organism in Eukaryota, Metazoa, Chordata, Mammalia, Dermoptera, Cynocephalidae. The coding region runs from base 66 to 1514 and encodes 482 amino acids.